AUGUCUCGUCCUGCACACGGAAGACCAGAAUACCAUAAAAUAAACAAAGAUCUCUUUGUCCUCACCUAUGGAGUUCUGGUUGCCCAACUCUGUAAGGAUUAUGAAAAAGAUGAAGAUGUGAAUAAAUAUUUAGAUACAAUAGUGGCAGACCUUCUUGCAUGAGUUGCUUUCAAGAUGUACUUGGGAAUUACACCAAGUGUGACCUGUAACAAUUCAAGCAGAAAUGAAUUUUCCCUGAUUCCAGACAAGAAUCCUCUGGUGGAGUUGGUGGAAGAGCUCCCUGCUGGGCGAUCUUCUCUGUGCUACUGCAAUUUACUCUGUGGGAUUAUCAGAGGGACCCUGGAAAUGGUUCAUUUGGCUGCUGAUGUUACAUUCUUGCAAGACAGACUAAAAGGCGACAGUGUGACAGGAAUAGGAAUAACAUUUCUGAAAAAGCUGGAUGAGGAAAAAUACAGACGGAAAAAAUGA
Messenger RNA from Balaenoptera ricei (Rice's whale), 468 nucleotides. It is a transcript of the gene TRAPPC3L, whose product is annotated as trafficking protein particle complex subunit 3L. Lineage: Eukaryota; Metazoa; Chordata; Mammalia; Artiodactyla; Balaenopteridae. The record is from RefSeq and is a predicted model, not a curated record. Gene Ontology annotation, cellular component: TRAPP complex; cytosol; cis-Golgi network membrane. The transcript is spliced from 5 exons. Gene Ontology annotation, biological process: endoplasmic reticulum to Golgi vesicle-mediated transport; intra-Golgi vesicle-mediated transport.